UGCGACUCUCUCCUCCACUCAGCCUUCCGUUAUCCCUCCAAGUGUCCGGACCAAAAAACUGCCACAUUCCCCUGGACCGCUUACCUUUCCCCCACUACUUCCAGCUUUCAUUCAUUCCCCGGCACCCAAAGAAAACAUCCUGCGGACCCUUUGAGCAUUCUUGGUUUUAUCUCUCAUUUUUGUGUUGAACAUCUCCGUUGUCGCGAUUUGGACGGACCUUAUUUGGGGGUUUUGUUUUGCUUCUUUUGUUCAUUCAAAAAUUGGACUUACGUUUAUCCUCGUUUAGUUUUUUUUUCCCAUUUGUUUUCAAACAAGACCCGUACGGGCGCUUUAUAGCUCAUUUUUGGGGGGCAUCGUUUUCCCCUUCCGUCCACGUGUAGCGUAAAGUUUAAGUCAUAAAUCAGUCAACAAUGGCAGGUUUGAACUCUUUGGAUGCUGUUAAAAGGAAGAUCCAGAGUUUGCAGCAGCAGGCGGACGACGCCGAAGAUCGGGCUCAGGUCCUGCAGAGGGAACUGGACAGCGAACGAGAGCUCCGGGAGAAAGCAGAGGGCGAUGUCGCAGCUCUGAACCGUCGCAUCCAGCUGGUGGAGGAGGAGUUGGACCGGGCCCAAGAAAGGCUGGCCACGGCGCUGCAGAAACUGGAGGAGGCCGAGAAGGCUGCAGAUGAGAGCGAGAGAGGAAUGAAGGUGAUCGAAACCCGAGCGAUGAAGGACGAGGAGAAGAUGGAGAUUCAGGAGAUGCAGCUGAAGGAGGCAAAGCACAUCGCUGAGGAGGCCGACCGCAAAUAUGAAGAGGUGGCUCGCAAGCUGGUCAUCCUGGAGUUAGAUCUGGAGCGGGCCGAGGAGAGGGCCGAGCUCUCCGAAUGUAAAGCUGCCGACCUGGAGGAGGAGCUGAAAAAUGUGACCAACAACCUGAAGUCUUUAGAAGCCCAGUCAGAGAAGUACUCAGAAAAGGAGGACAAGUACGAGGAGGAGAUCAAAAUUCUUACUGACAAACUGAAGGAGGCUGAAACUCGUGCAGAGUUUGCAGAGAGGACAGUGGCCAAACUGGAAAAGUCCAUCGAUGAUCUGGAAGAAAAACUGUCACAUGCCAAAGAGGAGAAUCUGGACAUGCAUCAAGUCCUGGACCAGACCCUGCAGGAACUAAACAGCUUAUAAGCACACACACACAAACACACAGACACACACAUGGAUGAGAUGUAACAUUUCACAAAUGUUCAACUCCAUCAAGCAGCAUUCCUUGAAUAAGAGGGAUUCACUUCAUGUCCCUUGAUGUUCUUUUUAUAUUUUUAUAAGAUGCCAUUUUGUUCUUAAGACGAGAAGUUCAACACACAGUUCCACUUAGACUGCACAAAUUGCUUCCCAACAAUUUAUUUUGACCACUUUAAACAAGAAUUGUUCACUUUGAAAUUGAGUCUUUUUUUUUUUUUUAACUCAAUGACGGCAUGACUCAUAAGCGCCACCCUGUGGUGAAAUCCAGCUAUUGUCAGUCAAACGCGUGUCAUAAUGGGCUUUUUUUUUUUUUCUUUAGGUCUGUCUGGUACAAUAAAAUUAAUUCAAAAGUAUUACCUAUAUUACCUAUGAGUUAAAAUUGCAAUCAUGUUGCCAAUAUUUUGAUUACAAAUGCAAGUGUAACCCCAAACUACUGGAAACAUUAUCAAAUCAGAUCACUCGCGGUUCUUUAUUGUAUAUAAAAGAAUAAUGUUAGGUUUAGCUCUGCCUCAUUUUUUUUUUUUUUUAUCACUUGUUGAUGCCAGGGGAACUUUCAAGACCAAAGAAAACUCACAACACGCACAAUAAAUGGUCAACACUUUUUUUUUUUUUAAAUGUCAUCUCAUGCAAGGGUCAUUUAAAAAUGCAACCAAUUAUUAUUGAAUACAUUUUGAAGUACUUAAUUGACCAAAUUCCCUCCAUGUCACCUAAUAAAUGUUUUACAGAAACGUCAA
Molecule: messenger RNA, 1945 nt
Organism: Syngnathus typhle (broad-nosed pipefish)
Lineage: Eukaryota; Metazoa; Chordata; Actinopteri; Syngnathiformes; Syngnathidae
Gene: tpm4a
Product: tropomyosin 4a
Exons: 8
Coding region: 411-1157 (248 amino acids)
Biological process (GO): actin filament organization; muscle contraction
Cellular component (GO): actin filament
Molecular function (GO): actin filament binding
Source: RefSeq, a predicted model, not a curated record